Messenger RNA from Sardina pilchardus (European sardine), 4701 nucleotides. It is a transcript of the gene kat2b, whose product is annotated as K(lysine) acetyltransferase 2B. NCBI's taxonomy places the organism in Eukaryota, Metazoa, Chordata, Actinopteri, Clupeiformes, Clupeidae. The coding region runs from base 307 to 2709 and encodes 800 amino acids. Gene Ontology annotation, biological process: positive regulation of transcription by RNA polymerase II; chromatin remodeling. Gene Ontology annotation, molecular function: protein binding; histone H3 acetyltransferase activity. Gene Ontology annotation, cellular component: ATAC complex; nucleus. The transcript is spliced from 18 exons. The record is from RefSeq and is a predicted model, not a curated record.
AAGCGCCCUGUCUAGCUGGCAGCGGUAGUAUUGGGCCUAUCUAACUCCUUCUUCUCUGCAGGAUCCGGUUUGACCUUGAAAUUUUGUUAACGAAUGAGUGCAUUUUUGUGACCCUACCGAUUCAUAGAGGAAUAUUCAUUUGUGUCCCCUAGCGGAGAAGAGACGGACUUACAAUGUCAAAUGAAAGAAAAAAAGGGAUGAUCGCCAUGUCUGAAUCCCGCUGUUGAGAAGUGGAAAACGGCUGUGUGUGCCCGAGAGAGCGUCGAAGAUUCGGCUGGCGGGUCCUGUUCGGGCCGGCUCCCCGGGAUGUCGGAAAGUGCAGGGGUCCCGCAGGGUUCCCCUGCCGUCGGAGCCUCGGGUUCGGCCCCGGCAGCGCCUGGAGCCGGGGGAACGGAGUGUUCGGGCUCCGCGGUCGGAUCUGCACGUAUCGCCGUCAAGAAGGCGCAGCUCCGCGCCUCCCCGCGACCGAAGAAACUGGAGAAACUGGGAGUGUAUUCUUCUUGCAAGGCAGAGGGAGCAUGUAAAUGUAACGGGUGGAAGAGCCAGAAUCCUCCCCCCACCCCCCCACCACCCACCCCACCUCGGGCAGAGCAGCUGGUGAUGGUCAACCUGAUGGAGCCCUGUCGGAGCUGCAGCCACGCCCUCAGUGAUCAUGUGACUCACCUGCAGCACGUGUCAGAGGAGGAGGUGAACAGGCUCUUGGGCAUCGCGUUGGACGUGGAGUACCUGUACAACUGCGUGCACAAGGAAGAGGACCCUGACACCAAGCAGGUCUACUUCUCCCUCUUCAAGCUCCUGAAGAAAUCUAUUUUGCAGAUGGGAAUGCCAACAGUAGAAGCCCUGGAAAGCCCCCCAUUUGAGAAGCCCAGCAUUGAACAGGGGGUGAAUAACUUUGUGCAAUACAAGUUCAGCCACCUGCCCUCACGAGAACGCCAGACCAUCGUGGAGCUGGCCAAGAUGUUCCUGAACCAGAUCAAUUACUGGCAGCUUGAGACUCCCUCCCAGAGGCGACAGCGGGCACCUACGGAUGAUGCGGCCAGCUACAAGGUCAACUACACCAGGUGGCUGUGCUACUGUAACGUCCCUCAGUUCUGUGACAGCCUGCCGCGCUACGAGGCGACUCAGGUGUUUGGCCGGACGCUGUUGCGCUCAGUCUUCACCGUCAUGAGGAAGCAGCUCUUGCAGCAGGCGCGUCACGAGAAGGACAAACUGCCCCCAGAGAAACGCACACUCAUCCUUACACACUUCCCAAAAUUUCUGUCUAUGCUUGAAGAGGAGGUGUAUAGUAACAGCUCUCCAAUCUGGAGUGAAGACUUCCUCAUGGGCUCCACUGGUGACCAAGUACCCAUUCAUACAGUUCUAAGUGCCACUUCGGUAGCCAGAUCAGCAUACUCCAGCAGCAGUCCAAGUCCAGUGGAGUCAGUGGGCAUGGGGGGAGGUAGCCCUGCCUGCAAACCUGCCUCAAUGCUCGAGAGGAGUCCAGCAGGUGUUGAGAAGCGGAGGUUAGCAGAACCGCUGUCUCAGGAGGACUGUAAGCGUGCUCGAGUGAUUGGAGACAUCCCUAUGGAGCUCAUCAAUGAGGUCAUGUCCACCAUCACCGACCCCUCAGCCAUGGUGGGACCAGAGCAGCCGUCUCUGUUGUCGGCCCACUCUGCCCGAGACGAGGCGGCUCGGCUGGAGGAGCGUCGAGGGGUGAUCGAGUUCCAUGUCAUCGGGAACUCCCUCAACCAGAAGCCCAACAAGAAGGUGCUCAUGUGGCUGGUGGGCCUGCAGAAUGUCUUCUCCCACCAGCUGCCGCGCAUGCCCAAGGAGUACAUCACUCGACUCGUCUUCGACCCGAAGCACAAAACGUUGUCUCUAAUCAAAGAUGGCCGCGUAAUCGGUGGGAUCUGCUUCCGGAUGUUUCCGUCGCAGGGCUUCACUGAGAUCGUCUUCUGUGCCGUCACGUCCAAUGAGCAGGUCAAGGGCUAUGGCACACAUCUGAUGAACCAUCUGAAAGAGUAUCACAUCAAACACAACAUCCUCAACUUCCUCACCUACGCAGAUGAGUACGCCAUCGGCUACUUCAAGAAGCAGGGCUUCUCUAAGGACAUCAAGGUGCCGCGGGCCAAGUACAUGGGCUACAUCAAAGACUACGAGGGUGCUACCCUCAUGGGCUGUGCCCUCAACCCCAACAUCCCCUACACAGAGUUCUCUGUCAUUAUCAAAAAGCAGAAAGAGAUUAUUAAGAAAUUGAUUGAGCGGAAGCAAGCUCAGAUCCGUAAGGUGUAUCCAGGCCUGUCCUGUUUUAAGGAGGGAGUUAGGCAGAUUCCCAUUGAGAGUAUUCCCGGUAUCCGGGAGACUGGCUGGAAACCUUUGGGUAAAGGGAAGGAGCUCAAGGAUCCAGACCAGCUGUACAGCACCUUAAAGACCAUCCUACAGAACGUCAAGAGUCACCAGAGUGCCUGGCCAUUCAUGGAGCCAGUGAAGAAGAGUGAGGCCCCAGGUUACUACCAGGUCAUCCGCUUCCCCAUGGACCUGAAGACGAUGAGUGAGCGCCUGAAGAGCCGGUACUACACCACGCGGAAGCUCUUCAUGGCCGACAUGCAGCGCAUCUUCACCAACUGCCGCGAGUACAACCCUCCUGAGAGCGAGUAUUACAAAUGCGCCAGCCUGCUCGAGAAGUUCUUCUACAGCAAGAUCAAAGAGGCGGGACUUAUUGACAAGUAGGGGGAGGGGCUUGUGGAGGCCACCCCCACACAGCUUCCUUCCUUCCUGUGUGACUCUCGCUGUUCUUUUGUCAGACUGUUUGUUUGUUUGUUUGUUUGUCUGUUUGUCUGUAUGUUUUGUACUUCUCCAGCACUCUUAAAUCUGUUUGCAGUCUGCAGCACCUGUUAUAGUUGCACAGGUAGAUCUCCUAGGUCGCAUGGGGUCCUGCCGGGUGUGUGUGUCCCUAGCGUCUGAGGCUGUCUGGAGGGCUCGUUAGCUUGCGCCUCAGAGAAAGCUCUGGAAGGAUGACUGAUUGUCCAGUACCCAGUGGGCCUAAGCCUCAGAGAGAGUUGAACCCAUUCAGUUUCCAGGGCGUGUUCUAAGUAUAUGGUUUUUGAACGACUUACAGUAUGUUAACUGAGUGUUAACAGAGUGAGUGAUAUACCUCCUGAUAGAAGAGUGUUAUUCUCUUAAAGGAACAUGUCAACUUUGGGGGAAAUUAGCUUAUUAACAGUUUACCCCAGAGUUAGAUCGAGGAUGUGUACCCUUCGCUUCUCUGUGUGUGCAACAACCCGGUCUGACACUCUUAGUCUAGCUUAGCAUAAUUCACUGGAAAUUAGUUAUUCUAGUUAGUAACCUAUAGCUUGCAUCGUUAAAAGGGAGUUACAGGCUAACUGGAACGUCUUUUUCCAGUAAAUAGGCUAAGCUAACAGUCUGGGUUGUUUCUCACACAGAGAAGAGAAGGGUUUGUAUUCUUGUAUGUAUUAUGCUGCAUUCCAGACAACUCGGAUGUCGGAUGUCGAACUUUGAAGAUAAUAAUAAUAAUACAUUUUAUUUAAAGGCGCCUUUCUUGGCACUCAAGGUCACCAUACAUACAUACAUAAAACAUUUAAAGAGAAACUAUGCAGGAUUGGCAAUUUCAUCUUAAGUUUCGAUUUUGUUUUUCAUUUUCGCUCGUUUUAUGCUUGCAUAUUUCUCUACAGAGCUUCCCCGACAGCUUUAGUGUGUAUAUUUAUACAUAUAUAGGCUAUAUAUAAAUAUAUAAAUUGCAAUCAUGGUUCUUCUUGUUCUUUAUGCGUCUCAGCCUUUCAGAUGUAAACAGGGAACGAUCAUCUCCUGAACAAACUGCAAGGUUGCAAUAGCGGAUAGGGACACUGGGGGCGGGAGGAAAUAUUACUGUUUUCGAUAAAACUGGUCAGUCAAGCAAAACAACGAUUUCUAAGCGAUUUUAUGACUAUGAUAAAGUUGCAUAGGGUCUCUUUAAAACACAUCAAUAAAAUAUGUAUAUAUCGUAGAACCGAAAAAUGGAAAGUUCUAAAGUUAAAAGGUUACCGGCGAGCAGCGGCAGCUAGUUGUGCCAGCGUUCACUCGUUCAAAAGUGUGAACUCCGACUUGGUGUUCCAUUGUACUUUUUCCUUGUAGGAGGUCAGAAUUCUUGACUUCCGAGUGUGUCUAGAAUGAAAUUGGGAGAUUCCAACUAGGAAAUAUCAGACUUCCGAGUUGUCUGGAAUGCAGCUUUUGGUCUAGGAUAGAGACGCCAAAUAAGCUAAAUUCUCAAUAUGUUGGCGUGCUCCUUUAAUAAAACAAGGUUAUAUGGUUCCAUAUGAGCAGAUGUACCACUUCCUCUAAUCCAUGCUAGUCGUAUGUACUUGGAAUACCCCCUGAUGGAUCAGUGCCCUGGAAGUACCACACAGACCACUCUCUCUCUCUCCAGUGCAGACCACUGGGGUGUGUGCUCAUCUGGGGUCUGCUAUUGGCUGUAGCAAGCCAGGCUUUAGUCUAAUGUGUGUAUGUGUGUAUGCGCGCGUUUUAGUGUACAUAUGUGCGUUUGCUUUUGUGAGUUUGUACAUUGUGUGUGUGUGUGUGUGUGUGUGUGUGUGUGUGUGUGUGUGUGUGUGUGUGUGUGUGAGAGAGUGUGUGUGUGAGAGAGUGUGUGAGAGAGUGUGUGGUUUCAGAUGUUUAUAUGAUUUGCUUGGUUUCAUUUCAGACAGAGGUGCUCUUUCAGCCAAACUA